CAGCCACCGGAGGGCCCUCCCUGUCCUGUUUGACCAGCAACCACCACCAGCACCCACUCAGUCACAAUGGCGUCUGCCGAGGUGUCCCCCCUGACGGCCCCCGACUCGUUUGUCAAGACGAUGCCGUCCAUCGACCCAUCGCUGCCGAUGAACGACCUCAUGGUGGCGUCGGUGGACCCCAUCAACGGGUACAUCCUGGAGAAGUUCGGCGGGACGGCCAAGGUGGUGUGUCAGAUGUCCGACACCAAGGGCCGCAUCAUCGUCUCCAACUGCCACAUCUCAAAGGGCGAGGUCAUCUUCGUCGAAACCCCACUGCACGCCGUCCAGGAGGACAGGAACAACGAGGCCUACAAGCUCGUCCAGAAGCUGCAGCGCAAGGGCGAGUGGGACUUUGAGCCCCUCUGGUACUGGUGCGCACUCAAGUCGGCACUCCUCACCAACACCGCCGAGCAGCAGCAGCAGUCGUCACCCAAGAGCAAGACGGCCAAGGCACAGCCAUCGGGGGCCAAGGGCGGCAAGGUCGGCAGUGGUGGUGGUGGUGCAGCAGCUGCGGCAACUGUGCCCAAGGCGGGCAAGGGUGCCACCGGUGGUGUGAACGGUGUGCCGUGGAGCACGACGCUGCUCAAGAGCCAUAUCACGCGCAUUUUGCCGAAGAUGCAGGAGCGGCUGCUGAUGCUUUUCGCACCGGACAAGGUGGCCCCGUCUCGGGCCGUCAAGAAGCUCGUGACGGCCUUCGACCUGGCUGGCGAGGUCAACGAGGCCAAGCUCGAGAAACUACUGCAGGUCAGCAACACAACACAAGACAACACACCUGCACACCUGUGUAUGUGUAUAUGCAUCAGGUGUGGAUCCACAACUGUUUCGAGCACGAGGACGAUCCCGUGGGGUACGCCGUGUUCUUCCUGCCGUCGUUCCUCAGCCACGCGUGCGACCCCAACGCCGUGUGGCACUACGACGAGGCGUCGCGCUUCGUGCUGCGGGCGCGGCAGGACAUCCGGCCGGGCGACGAGGUGUGCGUGUCGUACGUCAGCGAGGAGGGGCUGUUCGAGCCCUCACACCUGCGGCGGUUCAUGCUGCACAAGACCAAGGGAUUCAUCUGUCUCUGCCCCCGAUGCACCGCACCAUACGACAAGUCGCGGGGCUUCGUCUGCCCGCGGUGCCGCAAGGGCACCGUGUUCCUCACGCCCAACGACUCCCUCAUCAAGGACCUGCAGCAGGCAUCCGCAUUCAUCGACCACCACCAGAAGCCCCAAGGCAAGGACGGCAAGGACGACAAGUCAGCCGCACCGCCACCGCCAGCAGCAGCAGCAUCGGCGGCGGCCAGCUCGUCCGACCCACCCGCCCCCACACCACAAUCACACACCACCUCCCCGUCGGCCAUCCGCGCGUACGUGUGCACGUCUUGCGGUGCUCACAUAGACAAUUUGGCGAAGCAUGCGAUGCUCAAGCAGGAGCGGCACUGGGUGAGCCAGCUGCGGCGGAUGAGCGGUGAGGAGGAUGAGUUUCAGGACGACCACCGCGACCAGGAGAUCCUGUGGCGUCAGAAGCACGGCAAGGCGGCCCCCCUGCCGCCACACAUCACCGUCCCGCUGCUCAACCAGGAGAACAUGAAGGAGCACCUCGAGGCCGCCGAGCGGGAGGAGCAGAAGGACCUCGACGAGGGGGAGCCCGAGGGCGACGACAAGUACGCCGGGCUGGUGACGCUGCCCAUGGAUCUGCAGGGGAGGAUGGACAAGGAGGUCAAGGCCAUCUUCACACAGCACUGGGCCGCCAUGAAGUGGCACGGGCUCCUCCACGACUUCUCCGUCAUGAAGCGCCACAAGGACUACGUCGCCGCCGUCGACCACAUGCGCGCCCGCCUGGACCUGCAGUACAAGAUGUUCGACGGCGACGCGGGCAGCGUCGGUUGGGCCCUGGAGGAGCUCUCCACCACCCUGCUGCGCAAGGGGGGGUAUGGGGGCACGGGCAAGCCGUCGCGCAACACACGCUACGCCCGUCCGAGCGGCAACGAGCGCGAGGAAUCGCUGCAGGUGCUGACGGAGGCCUACGCCAUCAUGUCGCGGCUGUUCGGUCAGGAGCACGAGUACACCGAGCGCAUCACACAGAGGAGGGACAUGGUCCAGGCUGCCGUCAGGUCAGUCACCACAUGCACUGCACAGGGUGGGGGACGGGAAGCCAUGCCAUGUGUGGCUCUAUGCCUCUCUCUCUCUCUCUCUGUGUGUGUGUGUGUGUGUGUGUGUGUGAUGUCAGGAAAUCAGCGUUGAGCGCGUCGCUAUCGUUGGGUGCUGGGAAGGGGGGCAGCAGCGCCGCCGAGGCCACCAACCAGAAGAAACGACCCGCCGAGUGAACAACAACACAACACACCGCGGCGAUGCAUGAAUGCAUAAAUGCCUGAGUGGAUGGAUGGAUGGCGAUCGGUCACAGAGCGACAGACACAGAGAGUGUAUGGUGUGUAUGAUUUGCUGCAUGCCUGCCUGCCUUCUUUUCUGGCUGC
This is a messenger RNA of Vitrella brassicaformis, 2494 nucleotides long. The record is from the annotation of a GenBank genome assembly. Lineage: Eukaryota; Vitrellaceae.